UCGUUUCGUUUCGUACGCCGACCGAGGAGGGAGAGGAGCUUGCUUUCCGUUUGUCGCGUGGCUACCUAUUUAGAAAUUGCUUCAAAGAUAAAGUUACCUUAUUUACACGAAAAUAUUCAUUAGGAACACCGCUAGCGAUAUAAUUUAGUAACCUAAGUAUAUCAUGGCGGAUAGUGAUGAUGAGUAUGAUCGUAAACGUAGAGACAAAUUCCGUGGUGAAAGAGGAGCAGCUGAAGGCAGUAGUUACCGAAGUAGCGAUCGCCGCGAAGAAAGGAGCAGAGGACGUGAAGACUGGUCUGAAAGAUCUCGAGGGGGUCGUUCCGGUCCUGAUUACAGAGACUACCGUGGAGGGGGCAGUACAAGUCGUGGUUACUCUCCAGUAAGAGGUGAAGGGCCACCAAGUAAGCGCAUCCGACCUGAUUGGCCGAUUGAGGAUAGAAGAUAUGGGGGAAUGCCACAUGACUCUUACGGCUCAUAUGGUUGGGCACAUGACCACUUCGGACCACAUCCAGCUCAUCAAGGAUAUGGGCAACCCAUGCCUCCUGUGCCUGCCAGGGAUGCUGUGCUUCCCAUGGGCCCAACAGAUGGCCCCACAACUAUGAUGUCAUUCAAGGCAUUCCUGGCUGCACAAGAUGAUUCAAUCACAGUUGAUGACGCCAUUCUCAAAUACAAUGAGUACAAGUUGGAGUUUAGGAGACAACAGCUCAAUGAGUUUUUCGUUGCUCACAAAGAUGAAGAAUGGUUCAAGAUUAAAUACCACCCCGAAGAGUCUGUGAAAAGAAAAGAAGAACAGCUUGCUGCUUUGAAGAAUCGUCUUAACGUGUUCUUGGAGCUCCUAGAACAAGGAGAAUUAGAUAAAGUAACAGUUGACGUAGACAAAUCAGAUAAGCUGAUCCGUUUGCUUGACACAGUGGUCAUCAAACUGGAGGGCGGCACUGACGAUGAUCUAAAAGCACUUGACGAACCACCGCCACAAGAAAACAAUACAACUAAUGAUAAAACUGAUAAAGCAGACAAUGACAAACCUGUUAUCAUUGAUGUUGACGCAGUAAAGGUAAAAGAAGAAAAAGAGGAUGCUGAAAAGAAGGAUAAGGACAAAAAGUCAGAAUCUCCCAAGCCCACUGCUCCGUUGACCAUGGAGAUUGACCCCCACUUACGCCAAUUGCAGGAACAAGCUAAAAUGUUCUCGCGGUACAAUUCUGUGCCGGGCGUUGACCCCGAGCCCGAGCCUGUGGAGAAAGAGCCUCCGCCACCUGGUUCAUCAUCGAGCUCUUCAUCGUCCAGUUCAUCUUCAUCAAGUUCUGAAGAUGAGGGCGAAUCCAACACUCGCCGGAAAUCUAAAUCCAAGUCCAAAACUCCUGACAAGUCGCCUAAACAGAAGGAGAAAUCCAAAUCUCCUACUGUUGAGAAAAUUGAAACAGUAGAAAUAAACGACGAAGAUAAGGAGAAAGAGAAGAAUGGUGACGACAAAUCCGAGACUGCGGUAGAAGCGCCAGUGGAAAAGAAAGAGACGAGAGCUCUGCAUAAAACCACUUCUAUUUUCUUGAGGAAUUUAGCCCCAACAAUUACCAAAGCAGAAGUUGAAGCUAUGUGCAAACGAUACGGCGGUUUCCUUCGCGUGGCGUUAGCCGACCCGCUGCCCGAGCGCCGCUGGUUCCGCCGCGGAUGGGUCACCUUCCGCAGGGAGGUCAACAUCAAGGAUAUUUGCUGGAACCUUAACAACAUUCGGCUGCGAGAGUGCGAACUAGGCGCCAUCGUGAACCGCGACCUGCAGCGCCGCAUCCGGCCCGUGUCCGGCGUCACGCUGGAGCGCGCCGUGCUGCGCGCCGACGCCCGGCUGGCCGCCCGCCUCGCGCACCUGCUCGACUCCAGGACCAAACUGUGGGACGCCGUUACCGGGGCGGAUGCCGCCGCUGCUGCCGAUAGAGACGCUCAGCAAUCUGGUGAAUUCCAGAACUUCAGCCUUAACUCUAAAAACCCAGUGCUCCACAAAAUAACCGAGCACUUGAUUGAGGAAGCGUCCACAGAAGAAGAAGAAUUAUUGGGUUUAGAAGCAUCAUCAGAAUCUUCGUCUCAGGAACAGCCGGACCCCGAGCUGAUGCGGGUGUUGGAUCGGCUGGUGUUGUACUUGCGCAUAGUGCACUCAGUGGACUAUUAUAACCACUGCGAGUAUCCGUAUGAGGACGAGAUGCCAAAUCGAUGUGGUAUUAUGCACGCUCGAUCGGGACCGCCAGCUAAUAAGCCAACCCAACAAGAAAUUCAGGACUAUAUAAAGACUUUUGAAGGAAAAAUGUCAGCUUUCCUUCAAGACGUUAAACCACUAACAGACGAGGAGUUGCAAAAGCUUGGCAUCAAGGAUUCCGAGGCAGAGGUGGAGAAAUUCAUCCAAGCAAACUCUCAGGAAUUGUCAAAAGACAAAUGGCUGUGUCCACUAAGUGGCAAAAAGUUUAAAGGUCCUGAUUUUAUAAGGAAGCACAUAUUCAACAAACAUGCAGAGAAGGUGGAGGAAGUGCGGCGCGAGGUGGCGUACUUCAACGCGUACGUGCGCGACGUGCGGCGCCCGCAGCAGCCCGAGCCGCCCGCGCGCGCCGCGCCGCCGCACCCGCACCACGCGCCGCCGCAGCCCGGCUACGGGUCAGUGGGCGGCGCAGCCCCGGGCGGCGGGCGCUGGGGCUGGCCGGCGUGGGCGCCGCCGCAGCCCUACGCGCCUCGCCAUCCCAGAUUCUCUAGGCCCAGGGAGAAUGUGGAUCGGUCGCGGCCUAUUAUAGCAUACAACGAUCUUGACUUCCCGGACAGUGGUGAUAUAUUCUAAGUUAAACAUAAAUAUCAUGACAAUAUUGGUACAUUAAUUUUGUAUUUUAUAAUUUUAUAACAUUCCGAUAUUACCACUUAUUGAAACAGCAUAUUUUGUAUUAAUUUUCUGCCAAUUUAACAAAUAUUGUUUCCCAGAAAUUGCUAAUAGUAUUAAUUAUGUUUCAUGAUUUCUUGAUUCAGUAUUUUUUUCGAUGUAUUUUUAAUAUUGUAAUGGAUUUUUUAAUUAAUACAUUGUACAAGAUUAUGAUAUAGUUUUAUUUUGUCAAGACGCAUAAUGUAAUAAUUACUAAGUAAACAAAAAAUAAUAAUAUUAUAUUAAGAUUUAAAUCCUUCUAUAUGAUAGGUCAGGAGAAAAACCCUCGUAUUCCCCAAAGAUUGAAAUGAAUAAUACAUUCAGAAAGACCUAUUUUCAGAACCAUUUUUUUCCGGAAAAGUGUACCAUUUAUCUCUUUUGUAGAGAUUUUUUUUUUUAAUUCUAUCAUAAAAAAAUGUUAUUGUGGUUAAUAAAUAUAAAAACAUACACAUUUCUAUUUUGCAAAAUUGCAAAAUUAAAAGUUUAGUCCUCUUACAUGAUUGUUAAAUCUUUUAACUUUGUUAUUGACUGACCAUUUUAAAUGAAAUUGAAUACGAUUUUUUUCUCCGACCUAUUAGUUUUUUGAUAUUCAGCUCAAAACUCGUACCUAUAUAUUAUAUUUAUGUUAUAAAUGAAUGUUUAUAAUAAAUAGUCAUAAAUCAAAAUUACUCUUAUGUCUUUAUUUCUUCCUUUGUGUUAAAUAAUUCCCGGGAAGCUGAGAUUAAUUUGUAGUGCCCUUUUUAUUAAGUGUGGUUAAAAAAUUGUUUACGCGUAUUUUUGAGGAAGCGGCACUUAAAAUUACUUAACUCUGCCCCUCCAGUCGCCCCACUUGUUGAGUAAAUUAGACACAAAUUCUCAGCAAAUUUUGUGGAAAUGUUUCUACUAAAAAUUAUUAUAGUUUUGACACUUGUGGCGUGACUGGUGGCACAAAUUAGAAAAAUCUGGCACUUAGAUUAA
Amyelois transitella is the source of this 3844-nucleotide messenger RNA. RefSeq names its product serrate RNA effector molecule homolog (gene Ars2). The record is from RefSeq and is a predicted model, not a curated record. Bases 164 to 2812 code for a protein of 882 amino acids. Lineage: Eukaryota; Metazoa; Arthropoda; Insecta; Lepidoptera; Pyralidae. Gene Ontology annotation, molecular function: nucleic acid binding. Gene Ontology annotation, biological process: mRNA processing; primary miRNA processing. The transcript has 16 exons. Gene Ontology annotation, cellular component: nuclear body.